This is a messenger RNA of Armigeres subalbatus, 1561 nucleotides long. Its product is annotated as nicotinamide riboside kinase 1. Gene Ontology annotation, cellular component: cytoplasm. Lineage: Eukaryota; Metazoa; Arthropoda; Insecta; Diptera; Culicidae. Bases 557 to 1357 code for a protein of 266 amino acids. The transcript has 3 exons. Gene Ontology annotation, molecular function: ribosylnicotinamide kinase activity. The record is from RefSeq and is a predicted model, not a curated record.
UUUUGUUUACCUACCGCUCUCUCGCGAAGCCCGGCUAUAGUGUUCAAAAGCAAGGACAGAUUGUGCUUAAUGAAGUGUGUGCGAAUCUUUUUUUUGCAAAGCCGUGGUUCUGCUCUUCAAUUGACUGAUCAUUUCGAGUAAACACAUCGUCUUCUUCGUAUCAAGCUUGUUGUGCGAAUUAUCUUUUCCUAUGUUUAUUGACGGUGAUACAUUCUUCGCUUAAAUUGGCAGAUCCUCUUGGAACAGAUUGCUCGUGAAUGGCAUCAAAUGCGCUGCUGGGGAAGCUGAUUUUGGCGCUAACACUGUCGGUGUUUUUGUAUUAUUUCUUCUGGGUCGGUAUUUUGCCGUUCAUAGUGAUUGACUCAAGUGAAGAUAACUGGAUAUAUUCGUUGUUUCCGGAGAAGAAGUUCGCUUUCAUGAUACCAGCUGUUUUUGGAGUGCUGCUCGUCGGAGGCUUGUCUGUCUUCACGCUCUAUCAAUUGAAAGGUCAUCUGAGGGCCAGUAGUAGUGACUGAGCAGUAUAAACGCAGCACACAUCGCCGAAACUCGAUGCACGAUGGAAACGUGGCUAGUGAUCGGAAUAUCAGGCGUCACGAACGGUGGCAAAACGACGCUCGCCAAAUCCUUACAUCAAUACUUCACCGGUCAUCAAAAUAAAAUCAUCUUCAAGGAAAACAUCACGAUGAACAAAGUUACGCUGCUGAGUCAAGAUGAUUACUUUCUUCCGGUGGACAGCCCCAAACACAAGAUGAUCGAAAAACUAGGUCACAUCAACUGGGAGAUCCUCUCGUCGAUCGAUAUGGAUAAAAUGUGCCACGACAUCAUGACAACCCUCGGUCAUAAGUUCAUUCUGUACAACUGCCACCAGCUGAGCAAAUCCGAAGGAGACAACAACAUUGCCGAGCAGGUCGAUCCGCUACUGGACGAGGACAAUAUUUUCGCCGAUCACUUCCUCAGCAACUACUUGAACAAAUACGACGACGGAUCGGUCGGAGUCAACCAAAGAACGUCAAAUCUCAUCAAAAAGUCCAAAAACGAAUCAUUCCUAAAUAUGAACAUAAAGCUAAACGUGCUGCUCAUUGAAGGUUUUCUGAUUUUCAACCAUCCAUUCACGCUGGAUUUGUGCAACGUCAAAUUCCAUAUGCACUUGCCGUACGAAAAGUGCUACGACAGGCGAAUCAAGCGGGUGUACGAUCCGCCGGACGUCGUCGGGUAUUUCGAAAUGUGCGUCUGGCCAAUGUAUGAGAAGCAUUUCAAAGAGUUCAGGGAUCGCACGGAUGUCUACAUGCUGAACGGGGAGGUGCCUAAGGAAAACAUAAUGAACUAUGUGCUGAAUUGUAUCAAAGAUCUAGUGUAAAUGCAACCGAAGAGCGAAUGAACAAAGGGUAGCGUCCGAACGCAGCGAUGGUUCCUUCUAAGUAUAGUCUACUAUUUGUCUUUUGAAUUUCACUUUAAAAUAUGCUAAAUAUGAGAUAUUCUUCAUAUAAUUAGUAUUUUGAUGCGGCUACUUUUAUACACGUUUUAAAAAUAUAGACAUUUCAAUAAGCUAAUUCAUAGCUCA